This is a messenger RNA of Ilex paraguariensis (yerba mate), 942 nucleotides long. NCBI's taxonomy places the organism in Eukaryota, Viridiplantae, Streptophyta, Magnoliopsida, Aquifoliales, Aquifoliaceae. The record is from the annotation of a GenBank genome assembly.
AUGGGUUUUGAUGCUGACUUUAUUUAUUAUUAUGAAAAGGAGAAGGCCCAGAUAAUGUUAGGAAUGGUUACCCCACAAAUGUUGCAGAUGCAAAAUAUUCGACAGGCUUCUGCUCCACUUCUGAAGCGUUCGUUGCAAGAUAGUGAACGGGGUCAGUGGCCAGCAGUCCAAAAUCUUCCACGGCUUCCCUCUCUUUUACAGAGCAAGAUGCAGUUUGGUGUGAUGCCUCAAUCACAAGAAGGUCAAGGCAAGAUGCAGUUUGGUGUGAUGCCUCAAUCACAAGAAGGUCAAGUAAAUCAGUAUCUCUCACAACUUCCUACAUGGCCUCAUAUUCAGCUUCCACAGCUUGCACAGCACCAAGUUUUACAGCAAGGCUCAUUGCCUGGGCAGUCUGUAGUUUCAACCAUUCCAUCAACUCGUACACAGCAGUUGGGCAAUCUCUCUGUUAGGUCCCAAAUUCAAGUGGCAAAUUCCACUUCUUUGAAGCAGGAAGUGGAACCUCUGUUACAUUGCCCUUUGGGGCAUAAUGCUCAGCUGACUAGCUCCUCAAUGUUAUCUGCCAUUACACAGGACUCUAAUAGACCUCCUCAAGUUAUUAAUGAUUCAACUUUGAGCCAUAGAGUUGAUACGUAUCCCAGCUUGUCUUCAGACAUAACGGAGAAAGCAGACAUGGUCCAUGACAGUUCAGAUCAAAUGAAGCGCCCUUCAAAACUGGUGAAAUUAGAGGAUGGAAGGAGGAACACUUUCUUGGGGCCAGAUGUAAACGUUUCUACUGUAUCUGGUCCAUCGCAGGUUUUUGGCUUUUCUGGAAACCAAAAUCCAAAACCACAAGAAGCUUUAGGUUCUGAGAAACAAGCUCCUGAGGAUUGGAGGGAUAGUGGGUCAGUUGUCUUGAAAGCUACUGUCGCUUUGUGGGAUUUUGAUGAGGCUCCUGAGUUCUAA